Talaromyces stipitatus ATCC 10500 is the source of this 926-nucleotide messenger RNA. RefSeq lists its product as uncharacterized. The transcript is spliced from 2 exons. The record is from RefSeq and is a predicted model, not a curated record. Bases 13 to 837 code for a protein of 274 amino acids. NCBI's taxonomy places the organism in Eukaryota, Fungi, Ascomycota, Eurotiomycetes, Eurotiales, Trichocomaceae.
UCGCGUGCGCCUAUGCCUGAAGGCCUUCAGUAUCCAGCCGAAGCAUUGGCGCAUGUCAACGACACUCUUCGGCCAGGCGAUAUCAACGGCCUGGUUUCUAUCGCCUCUGUCGACGAGGCCCAUGCUGCUAAUCGGGCGCGAUGGGUCAAAUUCGCUAUUCUGUUGUAUAACUAUGAUAUCGACACCGGGCACUGUCUCCUCGAUAAUUACAUGCCCUCAGAGGCUAUCUUGAACCCAGAAACCACCACCAAUCCUUCGAUAGAGGAUUUUCUGUCCUGGCAGGAUUUGGAGACCGCAAACUUCAUCAAUAUCUAUCUCACACAUACUGGCACCGUACUCAACUACGGGUAUGCAGGCCCAUAUAUACUGGUUGAUGAAGAGGGUCUGAGAACUGGUCGUUUGACAAUGGUCGAGUAUGAAAUAAAUGGGACUGUGAAGGAUACUCUUCACAUCUGCCCGUUCAAUAUGCGAAUGCCAUACACACACGCUUCGACGCUUGGGAAGGGUCUGGAUGAGAUCCGUCAUGUUCAGGGUGGCUAUACAUACCAAAAUCUGCCACUUGACAUGGACCUACCGAUCAUCGAUGUUCUCUGUCAAGCCAAGGCUGCUGACCAACUACCACAAACGAUGAACUUGUCUUACCGAGAGCAAUGGAUGGAGGAUGUCGAGCUUUAUGCUCCGGGCUAUCUGGCCCUCGAGGCUGAAGGGCGUGCGGGAGAGUAUUCCAUACACCGUCUCACUAGACCAGACUCCGUCGAGACAACCAAAAAACAGAUUUGGAACAGGCUGCGGGCCGACCCGAAUCUCUUUGCCCCCAAUUUUCAAUUCCUAGGCUAGUUUCAAAUGUAUCAUUAUCUUCACGAUGCCUUUUGAAACCGAUGUUCCAGACUGUUCCAUAUGUUCAUAAUUCUCUUCUCCGGUACAUG